This is a messenger RNA of Malania oleifera, 1964 nucleotides long. RefSeq lists its product as uncharacterized. Lineage: Eukaryota; Viridiplantae; Streptophyta; Magnoliopsida; Santalales; Ximeniaceae. The transcript has 2 exons. Bases 477 to 1796 code for a protein of 439 amino acids. The record is from RefSeq and is a predicted model, not a curated record.
UUUGGUCAUGUUCCAUUUGCACUGAUCGGGUUGGACGGAUUGGUCGGGUUGUUAUUUGUUAACCAAGUCCCUCAAGUUGUGCUCCCGUUGCCUCCCGCUUUCGUACGCUUUUCCCCAGUCUACUCUAACUAGAGGGCGGGAUAGAGACCGUAUCGUGGCCGCUGAACAUGGGUUUGUAGUUUACAGUUUGCGUUUACCCGUUUGCGUUGAAAUGAUGAUCGGCGAUUUAGGUCAUUCAUGCUCACGUAAUUAAUUAGAUGCAGAUAGUAGCGCAUUUUGGCUGCGUUUUAAUCAUAUUCUACUGGCAAUCAUUAAAUGGAACUGGUAAGUAGGGUUUGAUUAUUCUUUUCUGUCGAGUCCAUGAUUCUUGUUCAGAUUGGGUCUCAGAGAGUAAUAAACAGAGUUGGAUUAAGCUUUGAAGGAAAGUUUUUUAGGGGUUUAGAAACUUUAGAUUUUCUUAUGUGACAAAUAAAUUAAUGGAAGGAAAAUCAUCAUCGGGUGCCGCUGAUAUGAUGCCAAGCGCUUCUUAUGGUUUUCUAGACUUGCAGGGAUCUAUGCAACUUCAUCACCCGCGAAACCCACUAGCGCAACAGACUUCUUCUAUGAUGCAUUCCCAAAUCCAAGACUCUUUCAAUCUCAGGGCAGGGAACAUACAAGAACCUGAUCAACCUAUUACAUCUCUUGAAUACUGUAAGGGCGAGAGGGGGAAGAACUCAUUGAGUGAUGAUGAGGAGAUGAAUUGUGCAGAAGAAGGCAUUGAUGGGCGUAGUGAAGUGGGAAAGGGGAAAAAGGGUUCCCCGUGGCAGCGAGUGAAGUGGACUGAUAAAAUGGUGAUGCUUUUGAUUACUGCUGUUUCUUAUAUUGGAGAGGAUACUGCUUCCGAUGUCACUGGUGGGGGAAGGCGGAAGGCUUGUCUAUUGCAAAAGAAGGGGAAAUGGAAAACUGUUUCAAAGGUGAUGGCCGAGAGGGACUAUUAUGUAUCACCUCAACAAUGCGAGGACAAGUUUAAUGAUUUGAACAAAAGGUAUAAGAGACUUAAUGAUAUUCUUGGGAGAGGCACUUCCUGCAAGGUUGUUGAGAACCCUGCACUUUUAGACUUGAUGGACCUAUCUGAGAAAUGUAAGGAGGAUGUGAGAAAGAUACUUAGCUCAAAACAUCUGUUUUAUGAGCAAAUGUGCUCAUACCACAAUGGAAAUUGUUUGCAUCUUCCUCAUGAUCCUGACCUCCAACGAUCCUUGCAGUUGGCUCUUAGAAGUAAAGAUGAUUGUGAACCGCAUGAGUUGAGGCGGCACAAAGUUGAUGACUUUGAUAAUGAGGAUCAAGAUGCUGAAACUGAUGAUCAUGAUGAUGAAAUGGAGGAGGAUCGUGCUUUGUAUAAGGAUAAUGCUGGCACGUUCAGUUUUCCAGGAGCUUAUGCAAAAAAGAUUAAACAAGGGGAGGAUUAUGAAGAGGGUUUUGGAAAUGCUGUUAAUUUUUUGGACUGUACUAAAAGAUCUGAUUUAUAUCCCCAGAAUGAUUGCACCAAUGUGGAUCAAGGUUUCCCUGAGAGUAACAAGGCAGAUUGGUCACAGGAGCAAUGGAUGUUAUGUCGCCCACUGCAGUUGGAAGAGAAGAAGUUACAGAUACAGGCACAGAUGCUUGAGUUGGAGAAACAGCGGUUCUUGUGGCUUAGGUUUAGCAGGAAACAUGACAGGGAACUGGAUAAGAUGAGGUUGGAAAAUGAGUGCCUAAAGCUUGAAAAUGAGCGCAUUGAAUUAGAACUUAAGCAGAUGGAAAUGAAUGCCACUUAUGGCUGAAUGGUGAAAAGAAAAUUCUUAUGAUAACUGUUUGCUGUUUUUGUUUAGUCCAAGCCUGUGUAUAUAUGUGGUUUAGACAUCUCUCUGUUUGUAUCUUUGUCAUGUGCAUUGAGUGGGCUUAGUUGUAAAUUUUCACUUUGCCUAAUGAUAAUUUAUGACAUUGCCUCA